CAGACUGAAAAUCACUUACUAAAGAAUAAAAUUAAAAGAAAACGUAUAUAAACAAGCCAAUAUUUCUGAGACUUCAUUCAAUCGCUUUUGUUUCAAGAUGACUCAAAACAUGUUACCAAGUAGCAAUGCUCAAACUCAACAAGUGCCCCAAACGUCGGUUUGGUGGGUUGAAAAAUCCCUGGAACCCCCGAGAGAAGAAGAUCAAUUGAUAUUAAUCGGCGACAAUCGAUGGGUAAGGCACGUUGACUGGCAAAGGUACCUACAGGACAAAGCUAGUGGCGUAAAAAAACCGCAGGGAACCAUAAGUCAGGCUGAACGGAGCAGCCCUUCUGCUGACGGGAGUAGUCAGCUUGAUAAGGUGUCAUCAAAUCAAAAUCAAGACCCUACCAUAGACUACUCUUGGGAUGAAGACCCUCCAAUGUUGAGCUACAAUCCACAAACUUAUGUCUCAGCAAACAAAAUUAUCCGGUGCCCCCCCGUCGAAAUUGAAGUUUAUAAGUAUAAUUUUUUAAUAAAAUAAUAGUAACUUAAUUUAUUGUUUCAUUGGGUUUUUAUAAAAAAU
Messenger RNA from Ceutorhynchus assimilis (cabbage seed weevil), 562 nucleotides. The record is from the annotation of a GenBank genome assembly. Lineage: Eukaryota; Metazoa; Arthropoda; Insecta; Coleoptera; Curculionidae.